AUGUUAAAAGAAGGAGAUUCAUUAUUUGAUCCACAAUUUAAACCUGCUAUGAGAGAUUAUUUUGCAGGAUGUUUUGAUAUGAAAUCACCAAUGUUUCAACAAAUGGCAAGAAACGUAACAGGGAAAUUAAUGACAUACAUGAGAUUUAGUACUGAAAGAAAAAUGUAUAGAAAGGAAUUAGAUAAAAUUGUUAUUAAGAACCCAAUAUUUAUUACUUCAUUACCAAGAAGUGGGUCAACUUAUUUACAUAAUUUAAUUGUAAAUGACCCAAGAGCUAGUGGAAUUAGAUUUUAUGAACAUAUUUGUCCAGGAAGUAAAACAAUGGAAAGUGAAAGUAGAAAGAAUAUACUUAGAGACAUAUUAAAGUUAUUUGAAUCAAGUCAUACUGAAAUGAAUACUGUUCAUAACCUUGACAGUUUAAUGAAUUAUGAAGAAGAAUUAUUCUUUAUGGAAAUGCUUGGACAAUGCUUUAUCAUUUCAAGUGCUAUGCCUCGUUUUGAACAAUUUAGAGUUAAUCAGUUUAAAAGAGAUUAUCAUUAUGUUUAUGAAGCUCUUAUUGAUGAAUUUAAAAUGCAUUUAGAAGAGUUUCCAUUAAAAGGAGAAGAUGGAUUUUUAUGUCUUAAAGCUGUCAAUCAUUUUGCAACAAUGGUACCAAUGUUAGAUGUUUUAGGAAGAGAUGAAUAUAAUGCUCGUUUUAUUUGGAUUCACAGAGAACCAGUUGAGCAACUUAAAUCGUUUAUUCCAUUACUUAUAGCUACAAAAGGAAGGUUCGAAUAUGAUUUAGGUAAAGAUGAUAUUGAGUGGUUAAAUAAAUUUGCUGUUAAAAUAAAUGAAAUCGUUUUGAAAAAUUCAAUUGCUGCACGUGAUGCUUGGGUUGCUCAAGAUCCAUCAAGAGCUAAAAGAAUUUUUGAUGUUGGAUUUGUUGAAGCUGUAACAAAACCAAAAGAGACAGUACAAAAGAUUUAUGACUACUUUGGAAUUGAAAUGACUCCAGAGGCUGAGAAACAAUUAGAAUUUAUUAUCAAAGAAGGAGAUCCACAAAGAAAGCAUGGAAGGAAACCACAUGAUGAUAAGUUAUAUUUCUUUAAUGAUGAAGAUAUAAGAAAGAGAUAUCAAUUCUAUUAUGAUAGAUUUGGACAAUACAUGCCAUAUUAUUAUGGUAAAAAGUAA
Entamoeba dispar SAW760 is the source of this 1170-nucleotide messenger RNA. RefSeq lists its product as uncharacterized. The record is from RefSeq and is a predicted model, not a curated record. NCBI's taxonomy places the organism in Eukaryota, Evosea, Mastigamoebida, Endamoebidae. Bases 1 to 1170 code for a protein of 389 amino acids. The transcript has a single exon.